This is a messenger RNA of Dentiscutata erythropus, 722 nucleotides long. The record is from the annotation of a GenBank genome assembly. NCBI's taxonomy places the organism in Eukaryota, Fungi, Glomeromycota, Glomeromycetes, Diversisporales, Gigasporaceae.
GGAGUUUGCAAGAUCAUGCAGCAAAAACAGAGAAGGAGAAAGUAAAUGAAGAUACAGAAGAUGCAUCGCAAGCCAAAAUCAAAUUAUUAACAUCAAAUAAUACCCAGUAUUUUAUCCAGCAUUUUGAUAACAAAUCUCUUGCUAUAAUUGAGAUAUCAAGAAAAACAGUUGUUUCUGCAUUGCCAAAAAGUAUCCAAAGUGAAAAAUUUCAAGAGUUUAUCAAAGAUCCUCAUGUUAAAUUUUAUAUUCUACUAUGGUUAAUAGAAGAGUUGUUAAUCUGUAAAAAAAUAUAUUCCACAGUACCACAAAAUUUAAUACUUGAUCUUAUUGAUAAAGUAGGAGAAUGCAUUGAAGAAGCUAUCAAAGAAAUUGACAAUUUUAAAGAUAGUAGAUGGGUUGACUUGUUUGUAGAAAUUCAAAAUCCUAAUGAUCUUUCCAGUAGCAGAGGUAUUAUGUUUGAAUCACUUUUUCUUCAUAUUUUUCAGGUUGGAAACCAAGAAUUUGAAACAAAGUGUGUACAAGAAGAACAGAAUUCAAUAAUCAAGCUAUGGUUUGUAGUACCAGAAGACAUAUAUGAUGACUUUCAAAGCCAAAAAUAUAUAACACCCAAAAAAAUUAUUGGUAAUGAUGAAGCCUAUAAAGAAGUUUCCUGCAAGUCACCUCUUCUUGAUAAUAUUGAACAAUGGGUUGUAAAAAUUAAGCUAACUCCUGGAUUAGUUUAA